AUGGAGGCCGCGUAUCGACUGCUUUCUUUCCUCCUCCAUCGUCAACGAAAAUCGGUUGUCUGGAAACCUUUCACGACUUUUUACGAAGGCUAUAUACUGCAUUUAUACCCCACCUUGUACCAUACUCGCAGACCAGAUCGGCCCAACCCCGCCAAUUCACACCAUGUCGCUCACGAACUCAGCUACGACCGUCUCACGCCCUGCUUCGACCUCAUCGAUCUCGGCGUCCGACGAACGGACAGGCCUCUUCGGGAUGUGCCACCAGCGUCUUCUGUGUCGACCACACCGCGCUCUUCGACCCGUCCGCUGCGGCGCAAGAAACAUAUAUCCGUGUACCGCAUCUCCGCGCCUGCUCAAUCGCCGAUUUCCGACGCGCGCACAGAGGUUCCCGUCAUCCAGCGCUCGCAGUCGAUGAUCUCAUCAUCCGACACGGCGGAUUACGGCAUCGAUCAGCGGCCAUCCUAUCCGAGUGGGUCCACUGUCGUCGGGCACGCUUCGCGGAAACCCGCACCGCACAAUCGUGCGUACUCGCAGUCGAAUAUCCGUUUCGGUCCCAGUCGGCCAUACUAUUCAGUCAUCCGGAAAAGCAUGUCGGGAUCAGUCUCGCGGCCAGUCUCUCCGGCAGUGUCAGACGACAUUUCGGACGAUGCCACGCAACCGAUUUCUGAGGAAUAUCCACGGUCUUGGAUAGCCCUGCGGAUGGGACGUCCGGGAUCGCCGGAGACACCAGUCUCUCGACUCCAUUCCGGUUCUUCUGUCAGCGGAGAAAUGGAAUUGCGCAUGGCACUGGCUGCACUGGAGCGAGAUCAGGAACCGAGCUUCAGGUUCCAGUACACUCCCAGGUCGCAAGGCGCUCUCAAGUAUCGCGCCAAACAGUUCGGCCGUGGCUUGAAGGAGUGGAUGCACAUCGGCUGA
Molecule: messenger RNA, 915 nt
Organism: Mycena citricolor
Lineage: Eukaryota; Fungi; Basidiomycota; Agaricomycetes; Agaricales; Mycenaceae
Source: the annotation of a GenBank genome assembly